AUGGAUCACUCCUUUUCCAUAGAUACAUGUCUGUACAGCAAGGAUGAUUUAUCAACAGCUAACCGAAAAAGUUCUAUAGAGUCCUUCAUCCGUUACGCAACCGAAGGCUCAAUAAAUAAACAAAUCGAACAGGAACUGGGAACAACAAAUAAUGAAGAACUUAAAAGUGAAAACAAAGAUGAUCGAAAAUUUACAAUACUUAAGAAAUGUCUGGACAAUUUAUCUAAAACCAUCGUCUCCGACACUCUGUCCUUCCUCAAAGAAUACUUCCAGAUAAAGGACACUUUCGAGUAUUCAGUACAUACCAGCAUAGAUACAUUUCACCAGGACCUAUCCAAAGUUUUAGAUGAUAGUGACCGAUCACAAACACGUAAGGACACUUUUGAAACAAAUGACCUCCCAAGUGUUGAUCGGAAUGCUUCUAAAACAUGUUCUAUUCAUCCAGUAUCAGAGACUUGCAGCAUUAGAGAACUUGUACCUGAAUCUGAAAUAGAGUAUGAACUUGACCCUGAGACACUAGAAAAAGCUUUAUUAGUAUUUGUUGACUACAGCCACAAGUUAGCAACAAAAGCAGUUGAAGAUAAUCGGCAUUUAUUUGCAGAUAAACUGAUUUGCAACAUUUUUAGGAGGUUGAAACAAGUUUAUGAUAGGAAUUAUGACAACAACUACACCAAUUCCCUUGAUUCCACAGGACGCUACCCACUUUUCAAUUUGAGCUUUAAUCUCCCUUCUGGGACCCCAAAGAGUGUAAGAAUUAGGCUAGAAGAAAUGUCGAAGGACCCUUUGUUUGUCAACAACUUGGCAGAGAGGAUAAUUAUUUUUGAUAUUAUGAACAGGUUUAAAAUGUUUGACUUGACAGAGCUAUGCUUUAAGUUCAACCAACGAAUAAUCGAGGAAUUGUGGCACUUAUCGGUACAUUCAGUAUUUUCUAAAACUAAUUAUGAUGUGGAAAGGCUAUUUCAAUGUAGAAACAGUAUUUUUACCACAGAAAAUGCCGAUAAAUUCCUUUACGAUAAAAAUCUAUCUUCCAAGAUAGAAUCAUUUACUGACGCAAAUCUUUAUCCUCAAGUGUCAGUCCACUCAAAUUACGAAACCAAAGAAUCCAAUCUCGAAAACUUACCAGAUUUGAAUAGUGAUGAUAUGAGUCAGGACCUUAACUCUCCAUGGCUUAGCUAUGAUAGUUCCAGAACAUUUAGGGACUUGGGUUCAUCGAGGGACAAGUGGCCUGAAGGUCUUUUCGUGGGUUCCCACGAUACUUUGAACUACAUUCUGAGGACUAAUCGUCUUUUAAACUAUGAAAGAAUUGAUCUUCUAAAGGGUCAUUUUAAUCUCAGGAAGACUGAGGGUUCUGGAUUCUGGGUUAAGGAGACCAACAAACCCCUCGAAACCUUUUACUUUUUGGAAAAAAACUGUGUUUCAAUAAAGGUCAGGGGCAAAUUGCCUUGUGACAUAAUAACUGCUUUAACUAUUAUUUCACAGACCGAGUUAAGACUUGAGUGGGUUUCAUUUUUGAAGGACAGUCAGGACCUACACACCUUUUCUAAAACUAGUCGUAUUUCUAGACAGGCAAGCCACUCAUAUAUAAUACGAAAAUAUGAAUACCCUGUCGUUGGACAUAAGGAGUCUCUUGUUUAUGCCUUAUCAACAAAUCUUCUUGAUGAGGCAAACUGCGUUAUAAUUUGUUGCUGCAAUCCUCCCUCAAACAAGAAAGAAUUCGAAACAGUCGUAAAGUCCAUGAGGAAGAGUGGUCUUGAGGACACGAGCGGUUUUAUUAGUCUGGACAGUAAGAACAACUGUACCUUAUCCAGGUACAAUAUCAGCAGUAGUGUACCAAAAAGGAAGAACCAAAAGUCUGGCGAUAUUUGUUUCCUUCUCUUCCCCUACGGCGAGAAUGAGACCUUAAUGGAGGUUUAUGGAAAUGUAACUCAGGAGGUAAAACUCGUUCCUAUGAAAUUUAUCACAUUCCUCAUCAAAAAGAUCAUGGUUGGCAUGAUCAGGAAGCUUGCGAACAUCUCCAAGGGCUUCUCUGAGACGAAGUUCGCUCAAUCAAUGUCGUCCAGGUCUGAAUUUUACGACUGGAUGGUUAAGAUUUACCGGGAUCAGAAGGGUAGUAAUCCUCAAUUAUCUACCUUCGAUUAUGAUAACUACGUCUACACCUAUAACCCUAUCGCAAAGAAGAGCUAG
Messenger RNA from Theileria annulata, 2184 nucleotides. RefSeq lists its product as uncharacterized. The transcript has 4 exons. The record is from RefSeq and is a predicted model, not a curated record. Lineage: Eukaryota; Apicomplexa; Aconoidasida; Piroplasmida; Theileriidae. Bases 1 to 2184 code for a protein of 727 amino acids.